CGAGCCGGUCACUAGCCUCCAUAUCACCGUGCACCCGUGCCAGCGCUCGAGCCCCGGCGACAUAGCGCGCGCUCGCAAUUUUGCUUGUCUUCACGGACCUAAACGAGAUUUUCUUGCUUUAAUUUUCACAGAUAAUUAAACUGAAGACGAGAGGAGUUUUUUUUGCAGCAGCAGCAGCAGCGGGACAGGCUCAGCGACACCGGGGCACAGAGCGGGGAUAAAAGCCUAUUAUAACCCAGGACACCGGACAUUAUUUCGGCACGAGAGGACGGUACUUUGGAUUACUUUGACAUACAGUUUGUGACUGGAAUGCACCACAAACAUAACUACAAUAUUUUAUCUUCUGGUUCUCAGCAUGUCGCUUCCCUUCAGUGGAUAAUACAAGCCUGACAUUACGCUGAGCGGAUGCGUGCACUUUCAUUGCGCUUUGUGCAGAUUACAGCGACGGGAAAAAGCAGUAACCUGUAGCAGAAUAAAAGAGUAGAAAUAUUUAAGGAAGCAUUCAUUUAAUUUAGAAACAACCCCCAACUUAUUUAUCGUUGUCUUGGACCGAGAUCUGCGCCUUUUUCAACUCAGAGAAAACCUGUGACGCCCGGAUCUGGAUCAGGAUGCGUCGCAGCUGAAACCACGAGUCCGGGACUUUGGUGUUGAAAUCAGAUCGGACGGACCUCGACCUCCCUCCGGGACCAGGGCAGGAAUCGAAUCAUGAUGAUUCCUGGCGGUGCGACGAUGAUCCUGUUCCCGGUGUUAUGCCUGCUUACGGGAGCCUCCUGGGCAGCGACCCUGGGCGGACUGGGAGACACCGUUCUCGGUCCAGAUAAGUUCAGGGGCAUGGCCAACUUCAGCACCUUCCUCCUGGACCGUUCAUCGGGCAUGUUGUUCCUGGGUGGCAGGGAUGCUAUACUGGCUGUGGACACCAACAAACUGAACCAACCACCACGGACGAUUGUUUGGGAUGUGCCGGAGGAGAAGAGGAGGUCUUGUGUGGCAAAGGGAAAGACAGAGGUCGACUGCAACAACUACAUCCGUCUGCUGGAGUUUCUGGGAGAUGGACGCAUCUAUGUGUGUGGCACCUACGCCUUCGACCCGCAGUGUGCCUUCCUGGAGCUCCCCUCCUUCACCCUGGAGAGAGCCGAGGAUGGAGGGGUGAAGAUGGAGACGGGGAAGGGCAAGUGUCCCUUUGAGCCCAGUCAGCACUACACAGCUGUUAUGGCAGGUGGUACCCUAUACACAGCAGCCACCAGUAACUUCCUGGGAACGCUGUUCGACAUCUCCCGGGCAACGGGCCCCGAGCAGGAGCGCAUCCGAACUGAACGAUCCAUCAACUGGCUGAGUGACCCAGAGUUUGUGAGCUCAGCCUUCAUAGAGCAGUCGGCAGACAGCAACCCGACAGGAGACGAUGACAAAAUCUACUUCUUCUUCACUGAGGUGGCCAAAGAGUAUGACCUCUACACCAAAGUCAAAGUGCCCAGGGUGGCACGAGUCUGCAAGUCUGACGUGGGUGGGAUGAAGACUCUGCAGCGACGUUGGACCACCUUCCUCAAGGCUGAGCUGGUGUGUGAGGACAAACCCAGCGGUCAGCGCUACAACAUCCUAACUGAUGUUUUCACCACGCAACACACACCAGGCGACCCCAGCAGCACACACUUCUACGGACUGUUCACGUCACAGUGGGAGCGUGAGGAAUUAUCAGCAGUGUGUGUUUUCAGCCUGUCCGACAUUAGCAAAGUGAUGGACGGCCCCUUUAAAGAGCUGAAGAAGACCUGCGAGAACUGGAUCAACCCUGAACCUGUCCCCACACCAAGGCCUGGCCAGUGUUUGAACAAUGCUUUGAAGGCUGAGGGGUUUGAGUCCUCCCUGAAACUUCCCGACAAAGUGUUGACAUUUGUGAGGGACCACCCCCUGAUGGAGAACAGUGUUACUGCAGCGCCCCUGCUGGUCCGGAAGGGAAUCACAUACACCAAGCUGGCCGUAACGCAGACGGGCAGCGGAGAGCAGUUGAGAGGAGCAGUGCUGCACCUUGGAACAGAUCGUGGGGAGCUCCACCGGGUGGCAGUAGUGGGCCAGAAUGCCACCUUACUGCACGAGAUUCCUCUGUUCACCUCACAGGAGCCUGUCAACAACAUAUUGCUGCACCAGGGCCGCGCUCUGGUGGGCAGCCCUCUGUCUCUGGCUCGUGUCCAGGCCGAAGGCUGCGCUCCAUAUCUCAGCUGUGAGGUGUGUGCCAGAGCCAGAGGCCUGGGCUGUGUGUGGAGCACAACGGAAGAAGCCUGCAGGCCCACAACAGCAGAGCCUGGUCCAGGUGAUAUGGUCGAUGAUGCCUUGAGAAAGUGUGAUAAAGAAGAUGGGCGUUGCAGCCCGUCCAUCAGGGAGCUGAGAGUUUCUAUGGGUCUGCGCCUCCUGUUGCCAUGCGUCCAGCUGUCUCCCAGGCCCUGUAGCUGGGAGCAUCCUCCCCACAGAUACACCAGGCAGCACCACUCUGACCUGGAGGUGACUGUCACAGAGGAAAGCCUGGGAAAAUACAUCUGCACAUGCCAGGAGGCAGGACCAGGUAUCAGAGACCCCACCCCCUGCCGCAGAGCAUCCUAUCAGCUGACGCUAGAAGGCCCCAGUGCUGGAGGAGCAGUGGCGGCAGCAGGGGGUCGUCACGUCCUGGCCAUCUACAUCCUGUUCUUCUGUGGGGGUACAGUGUUUGGUAUAUUUCUCAUCUACUUCAUGACCCGUCGGCGCAGCAUUGGCCGCCAGGGCCACCACCUGCCAGAUAAUUCGCUGUCGUCAGAGAAGGGGCGGGACUUGCUGGGCUCCUCGGCCACGCCCCAGUCUCCGAGCAGCGCCAGCCUGCUGUCCGAGGGAUUCAGACUGACAGAAAAACGGAACGGGACGGCGACCACAACCACGUCUACAACGCUCCUCAGCAACCAGGGUAAUGGGGGUCACCAUGGCAACAGCUACAGUGGCACCCUGAUCCACAGCAACCCCAGCAAUGGCCAUGGGAACUCCCUGUAUACCAACUGCAACACAAGUAGCAGCGGGCUGAAGUUUGCCUCUGAAAUUUUAGCUGCAGACAUGCUGGAUGGAAGGACGGGGGAGAGGGAGAGCGGGAGGCCAAAGGGGGUGGAGAGGGAUUCAGGGGAGGGGGACGAGGUGGAUGAGGGGCUGGGGGACGGGGUAGGGGAAGGGAUGAAAGGACUGGAGGAGGAGUUGGCCAGCUUUCCCAUGUUUAAAGCACCAGCACCACUGGCUCAGUGUGAAGAAAGUUCGAUAUGAAAAACAUACUAUUGAUUGCACCAUUUUUGUAUUCUCCAAAUAAACUGAAUACUACUGGCAGACAUGCAAAACGGCUACUGCCAAAUGCCUUUGAAGGGGAGCAGUGGCAUGAAGAGAGACUACAGAGCUAUUUGAGAAAUAUAUGAUAAGUUUAUGUCUGAGCAUGUGAGCGAGACGCGUGGACAGACAGAAAACAUGUUCCAGUGUUGUAAGUCACUCAGGACGAGAACCACAGCGAGAUAAAUAUGUCAGAUUGUAAAUAGAAAAUGUAAAUAUAAGCAGUCUGAAUUUGACUGUGUACACGGAGCUGAGCGUGAUGUCACGCAUUUUAAAUGUUACAAAGAAUCAAAGAUGAAAUGUCUACAUGUGUAGGCACGGAAAAGCCAUAUUGUCUUUCUCCUUAACUUCUGUUGUUGUUUGCUCUCUCGUUCUCUUCUCCUGAUGGCACUGCGAAAGAAAAGUGCACUUUGAGUGUCUCAGCACCUCUUUCUCUCUCUGUUUCUAUUAUACACCACUCACAUCCCAGACCCUGAUGGGUCCAAAGGCACCAAAGGACUCCUGAGCCAUAGACUGAACCGAGUCAGACUGUACCAGUCCUGUCAGAGACUAAAGAACCGUGAACUCACGGCGGAGCCCUCAGAGGGGUUCCAGCAACGGCGACGGGGCUGUUCCUGCCCACGCUGCAGCAGAGGUCGAGGGGAUGAUAGGCUGGAAGGUCACCUGUCAGAUCUGUGUCGGCGCAGAAAGCUCAAGACGCACAGCAGAUUGAAGUAACUGACGGCUACCCAGGUGUGCCACAGUUCAGUCAGUUACUGAGACAGGAGGCAAAUGAUUUUCACAAGAACGUGAAACUGUGGACCUUGCCAGACACAGAGCCACUGUCACCUUGUUUUGUGAGUGUGGAUUUCCACAUAACAGUGUAUUGUUUUGUCAUGUUGUUUUGUAAUAAAGCCUAAAAGCGUUGCUGUUAA
Messenger RNA from Chelmon rostratus (copperband butterflyfish), 4238 nucleotides. RefSeq names its product sema domain, immunoglobulin domain (Ig), transmembrane domain (TM) and short cytoplasmic domain, (semaphorin) 4F (gene sema4f). Lineage: Eukaryota; Metazoa; Chordata; Actinopteri; Chaetodontiformes; Chaetodontidae. The coding region runs from base 706 to 3267 and encodes 853 amino acids. The record is from RefSeq and is a predicted model, not a curated record. Gene Ontology annotation, molecular function: chemorepellent activity; semaphorin receptor binding. Gene Ontology annotation, biological process: neural crest cell migration; semaphorin-plexin signaling pathway; negative chemotaxis. The transcript has 15 exons.